GACGCUCGAGAAGUAGUGAAAACGAGGUUAAAUCAUGAUCUGAGGCCAGCACGUUAGAGUAAGUGUAAUUAUUAGAGAAAAUGUUUCCCGGUUGGCAACAAUGGGGUCAAAACAUGACCGGGGUGAAUCCUGCUAUGGCCAACGUCCAGCCACAGAUGCAGAUCGGAAGUUUUCCUCAACAAAUGUACUGGGGGUACCAGCAACCUCAGCAUCAACAAUGGCCAGGGACACAGCCGCCAAUGGCAUCUGCCGGUGGAGCGCCCGGUCUCUUGGGAUUUGGACCUCCCGGACAACAACUGAAUAUACAGCCAGGACAACAGGGUAUUCCUGGAUAUGGUGGCAUGACACCAGCACCCCCUGUUGAGCCUCCGAAGGAAGAAAAGCCCCCACUCCCCCCAGAGCCCCAAGCACCAGAACCUCCUCCACCACCAGCUCCUGAAGGGGAAGAGAAUCUUGGUCCAAAAGAUUCAAGAGAGGCAGAGAAGUUAACCAAUUUACAACAGCAAGCUCAGCAGUGGCAAAAACAGAAGCAGUGGGAAGAAUAUACACAAAGCUGGUACUCCUAUCAGCAACAGAUGCAGCAGUAUAUGCAAAACCACACAAUGGAUGACAUACUAAAAGAAGAGCAGGAAUUCAACCAACAAUAUAAAGAUUGGAAGCAGCAGUAUGAGGAUUGGAAGGAACAAAACAAAAAUCACCCGAACCAAGAACAGUAUCAGCAAUAUGCCAAUCAAUGGAAGGAAUAUGAACAACAAAUGGAAGAAAAACGUCAGGAGAUUGGACAGAGGAAAGAAUAUUUUGAGCAACACCAGGGAGCUCAAAAAGGUGAACCUGGAAUGCAACCAGGUCAAGUACCACCAGGUCAAGGUCACCAAGGUCAAGGUCAGUUCAAUCAAGGACCCCCACAGGGAGAUGGCCAGGGACCUCCUCCAACUCCUAAUCAAUUGCAGAAUCAAGGUAGAUUCCCUGGACCAGGAAAUGAAAGAUUUAUGGGGCCACGCCCCCAGGAAGGGAGGGGUUUAGGGCCUAGAGGACCACGCUUUGAUGGCCCUAGAGGAAGAGGAAACAGGUUUGGUGGCCCUGGAAACAGAUUUGAUGGCCCAAGGGGAAGAGGCAGGGGUCAAGACCAGACAAGAUUUGGUCCUCCCCAGCAGCAGGGAGGUCCUAGGUUCCAAGCACCACAGCAAGGACAGCAACAGAAGUUUCCUCCUUCAGGGCAGCAGCAGAGGUUUCAAAGUCCAAAUGAACAACAGAAUUCUGAUGCUAAUUUUGAUGAUCAAAUGGACAUUGAGGAUGAGAAUGAGACGCAAAAUGAUGUAAAUCAGUCUGGUUUAGGACAGUUUCAGCAUUCUCAAGGUCCUCAGGACCAGCAUAUGUUUAGAGGUCCUGGACAGCAGGGGCCUAGAGGUCCAAGGGGUCCAGGCAUGCAGGGACCAAGAGGACCUGCUGGACCAAGAGGCCCUCAACAGCAAAGACCACGUGGGCCUUCACAGUUGGGGCCUAGAGGACCUGUUCAACAAGGGCCUAGAGGCACCAUCAAACAAGGACCAAGGGGUCCUAACCAGGAAGGCCCAAGAGGCCCUAGAGAUCCUACUCAACAAAGUCAAAGAGGCCCUAGGCCUAGGGGACCUGGUCAACAAAUGUCCACUAGGCCAGGGGCGCCAGGGCCUAGAGGACGUUUUGAGAUGGGCAACAAAGGUCCGAGAUUUAGUGCUCCAGGAGGACCUAGAUUCCAGAAUGCUAAUCAGAUUAGUGCAAGUCCUGCUGAAACACAGAAUACCAAAGGUGCUGCACAGCAGGCACCAUCAGGGGUGGUUUCUCUCUUGGACUUAACAUUUGAUGAAUCAAAAAUGAAGGCAUUAAAUAAGAAAAAUGUAGGUAGUGAACAGCAGAAUUUAAGUGAAGGAGGUAGUGGACAGCCUCAGAGAUCUGGUCCCCCUGGCAGAGGGCCAGGUGACAACCAGCAAAAUAGAGCGCCACAAGGUGGACAAGGAAAUACACAGACUGGCACUGUACAACAGAGGCCCAACCAAAAUCAAAAAAAUCUAAACCAGUCUGAUUCUCAGGGGCAAAACGAAAAUAAGUCAGAAAUGACGAAGUCUAAGGAUAGCACUGUGAAGAAUGGGUCUGGAGGAGCAAAUCCUGUGGCUGCUACCGGUGUAGAGGUUCCAAAGUUGUCUCUCUCAGAAGAGCAGCAUGCAUUAAUCAGGAAGGCUGCAGAAGAGAUCCAGUUGAAGGGCCUUUCAGGGAUCACCACUUUUGUAGGUGGAGCCUCUGCACAGGAUGAUGCACAUUCCUCUGACCUGGCUGAUUUACCUUAUGCUGGAGAUAGGAAUAUCACAGAAGGAGGUUUUGGUGCUUCAUACCGCUAUGAUGAUGUUCCUGGCAGAUAUGAGGAUGAAAGGCAUGGUUACUUACCGCCAAGAGACUUACCAGAAGACGUAUAUCGGAGACCACCUGGGAGGGAUCCUUAUGAAGACGACUUAUAUGGUCGUCCCCGGUUACCUCCUCCUCCCCAUGAUCCUUUGUUCGAUGACUUGAGAAGAGAUCCUUAUGAUAGGAGAGGCCCACUAUACGAUCCAUUAGGACCUCCAAGGGGAAGAGAAUUUGAUAGACUCUUGCCACCUCCACCAACAAGGGAUAGAUUGCUCUAUGAUGAGUACAGAUACAGAGAUCCAUACAGGUAUUCUCCACUGCCACGUCCACCACCAACUAGAGGUUAUGGUUAUCUCCCAGCACCCCCUCCUCUGCCUCCUCUGGCACCCAGGUCUGCUCCAGAAGUUAUUGACUAUGGGCAUCAAGGCUCUGUAAUGAAAGAAAAAGAAAAGGAAAUAAUAGACUAUGGCCAUGGGAGUGGUAGUGGAAGCAGCACUGCUGUGGAUGAUUAUUUUUCCAAGGAGCUUAUAAGAGAGAGAGAUGACCCUUACUAUAAUAGGCCAUUAGAUGAUCGGUUGUCCAGAGAUAUUGACCGGGGCAGGCCCAGGGAGAGAAGUAGAAGUCGAGAAAGAGACUGGGACAGACUACGAGAUAGGGACAGAGAGAGAGACAGAGGAAGAGAAAGGAGCAGGGAGAGGGAUAGGAGUAGGGAGAGAGAGAGAAUCAGAGAUAUUGACAGAGGCAGAGAUAUUGAUAGAAGUAGAGAUCGGGAUAGGUACACAAGAGACAGGCAUGCAGCAAGCUUGAGACCACCAAGGGAUCCCUAUCCUGCUCCAGGCGAAAGAAGUACUUCUUAUGGUCACCAUUCUUCACCUGUACCCCAUAGCGUAAGAGAUGAACCAAAGCCAGAGACAGUGAACAUCAUCGAUAUACUGUAUAACCCCGGCAGAAAGACCAGACCUGCUAAUAUUGUUAUUAUCCUGCGAGGUCUGCCAGGGUCUGGGAAGACCUAUAUCAGCAAAUUGAUCAGGGACAAAGAAACUGCCCAUGGAGGCCAUGCUCCAAGACUACUGAACCUGGAUGACUAUUUCAUGGUGGAAGUUGAGAAGACAGAGAAGGAUCCAGAAACAGGCAAGAGAGUCAAGGUAAAGGUGAUGGAGUAUGAAUAUGAGCCAGAAUUGGAGGAAAGCUACAGGCAGAGUUUGUUAAAGAGUUUCAAGAAGACCAUAGAUGAUGGAUUUUUCCCAUUCAUUAUUGUUGAUGCUGUAAAUGAUAGAAUACGAUAUUUUGAAGAAUUUUGGAGUUAUGCCAAGUCAAAAGGGUUUCAGGUGUAUAUAGCUAGAAUAGAAGGUGAUGUUGCAACAUGUGCCAAGCGGAACACAUACAACAGAACACAAAAAGAGAUACAAAAGCUUCUGGACAGAUGGGAAAAGACACCUUCUCACUUUCUCAGGCUUGAUGUCAGGCCACUGCUUCAAGAAGGAUCCAUUCAAGAGGUCGAAAUGGAAGAUUUUAGUGAAGAAACAACCAGAUCUGAUGUUGCAUCACAAAAGAAGGAUGAAGAAGAGGAGGAAGAGGAAGUUUCAGGGGUAUACAUGAAGAGCAAGUGGGAAUUAGAUACAUCUGAGGAAAGACUAGACAAACUGGAUGGGCUUCGUGUGGGGAAGAGGAAGCGUGAGCCAUCUCCGCAAAGGUUAGAAGACUACCUACAACUUCCAGAUGACUAUGACUCCAGAACUUCAAAGCCAGGGCAGAAGAGAGUACGCUGGGCAGACAUUGAGGAGAAACGCCACCAGUUGAGACGGCGUGAACUUGGCUUUAUAGUAGGGCAGACAGACUGGGAGCGCAUAACAGAUGACACCUAUGCUGACAGACUUUUGAAUCAAACCAAGUAUAUCUAGUCUGGAAUAAGGUGACUGGUGAAGAGAUGUUUACAAAGUUUUCUAGUGCAGAACUUGGCACCAAAGGAAAAAGCUUUUACUUUACCUGAUCUCUCUGGUUUGAGGAAAAGCCCUGGUCUGUUUUGUAGUACUUUGUAACUGGCAUUUUAGUGUUAAAGAUGUGGGUUAAAGAUGUUAAAAUUGCAUUGUUAAUGUUUUCAUUUAAUGAGGGGUUCCUAUUUUUUAAACAUUAAAAACAAUUUGUAACUCCUCAAAAACUGUGAGAGAGCUACUGACUUUAUUGAUGCACAAAGAUGUAUCAAUGAGGAUAUAAAAACUACAAAAUAAAGUUCAAAGUCGGCUGAAAUACUGAACAUGAAUGGUAAUGAUAGUUAUAAUAAUACUGAUGGAUUUACCCGCAGAUUUUGUAUGUUGUAUUCUUAAGCUUCCUUUCAGAUUUAUUAUUUGGGGAAAUGCUGUUUAACUGAUUUGAAGUUUUAUCACUGAUAAAAAGAAUGUUCAUUUACAAAAGAAACAAGUGUCUUUGAAAGUAAGUCAAGAUUAGAAUAUAUUUGUUGUAUAACAAAAUUACCUAGUAUUCUCAUCAUGUGGAAAUAUUCAUAAGGGAAAACCUGGAUUGUACUAAAACUAAGAAUCUCUGUUAUAUAGUUGAUUCACAACUUUGAUUCACUUGGUAUCCACGAUGUUGACUGGAUCCUUUUAUGAUACAUUUUUAUGAUCCAAAGACAUCAGUGUCUAGCUUACUGAUGAAAAUGUGACUUGUUUACUUAUGUAAGUCAUAAAAGUGGUAUCAAGUGACCAUUAUUAUUUUAUGUUGCAGAAUAACUAUUUAAUGUAUACCUAUGUAUUAAAGUAAAGAAUGUAAAUCUAACAAUGUCCAACUGUUAACAAUGCUACGAAUUAAAGUCACAAAAUUCUCUUUGAUUCUUAGUGCAAAUGAUUUUUAAAAGCAUUUCAAAAUAUAUUUUGGUUAAUAAAGGCAAUGCAACAAACUAUGUAAAAUAUUCAUGCAUGAUCCAUAUUGAAAUAAAAUAGUUAAAUAUGUA
Lingula anatina is the source of this 5323-nucleotide messenger RNA. RefSeq lists its product as uncharacterized. The record is from RefSeq and is a predicted model, not a curated record. Lineage: Eukaryota; Metazoa; Brachiopoda; Lingulata; Lingulida; Lingulidae. Gene Ontology annotation, biological process: regulation of telomere maintenance. Gene Ontology annotation, cellular component: nucleus.